Molecule: messenger RNA, 2175 nt
Organism: Vombatus ursinus (common wombat)
Lineage: Eukaryota; Metazoa; Chordata; Mammalia; Diprotodontia; Vombatidae
Gene: JSRP1
Product: junctional sarcoplasmic reticulum protein 1
Exons: 11
Coding region: 626-1765 (379 amino acids)
Biological process (GO): skeletal muscle contraction; regulation of ryanodine-sensitive calcium-release channel activity
Cellular component (GO): sarcoplasmic reticulum
Source: RefSeq, a predicted model, not a curated record
CUGAAGCCAGGAACAAGAGUCCUCUGGCUGUGACUACAUUAUCAUGAUAUAGUUAUCAAGAGAGCUUGAUCUACCGGCUUGCAACGUUUUGUGAGGCCCCUGGGAAUGUUUCUUCCUCUGAAAUUGGAGAUCAUAAAGCAGUUGUGAAGCUUUCAGAUGACUCAAAUGGAGCAAAACUGAGAAACAUUUGCCCUGAAACAGGAGGCUUGAGGAAAAACCAACAAAAAAGAAGAAAAGCCUCACCAGACUUGCAUCAGCCUUAAAGUACCUCCCAGAGGUCUUCUUAAGGUGUCCCCAGGCUGAACGCUGUGCUUGCCGUGGCCUGCAGGGAUUGGUCAGGAUUUGGUCCCAACUAGGGCGACCACCUGUUGUUGUCCUUCUCCAGUCCUGCCCUAGAAGCAGAGUGAGAAGAGACACUCAGCCCCCAAGGCUAGCACACAGGACCGGAACCCACUUCCCCCAGAUCCCAACUUAAGAGCUGAGGAUUUAGAGUUGGAAGAACCUGAGAGAGCCUCUGAUCCAUCCUCUCAUUUUACAGGAAGGGGUCUGUGUGAGAAGCGUGUCUGAUGUGUGAGAUGGCCGUCUGAGUCACAAAUUCCUGCUUCGUGAGGAGCCUGGCCUCAACAUGGCCACGGGGGACCUGGAGGUGCUGGACAGGGGUCUGGGCUGCCCCGAGGCCAUGGAGGAGCUGACCAAGUCAGUGGAGAGAUCCAGGGAAGAAUCACAGGAGGAGGAGGAGGCCGAAGGUAGUGAGAAGGCAGAAAGUAAAGAAGAGACGAGCAGCCAGGUGCAGGUGCAGGUGCAGGUGCAGGGGCCGGCUGAGGAGGAGCAGGCCCUGGAUGGGAUCGGGGACGGUGCCAGGAAGCCCUCCAAGGUGAAGGCAGAGAAGGAGCACUUGGCCGACAAGGGGGGCUCAGGAAAGGAGAGAGGGAAGACAGCUGCAGCUCCGAAGAGUGCCCCAGCUAGGAAGAAAACCAAGGGCCAGUCCCAGCCCCAGGUGAAGCCACAGCCCCGGGCACUGGGGCCCACGUUCGAUGAGCUGCCUUGGGGAGAGAUCACCCUCAACAAGUGCCUGGCGCUGGCCUCAGUUGUGGCUGUCCUCAGCAUGGCCUUCCAGGUGUUCCAGGAUGUCAUUGAUGGGGAGGAGGAGGGCCCUGAGGCUGCCCCUGCCCUGUGGGCCUGGCCAGGCAGCAGUGCCCCGAGGGACAGCAGACCCAAGCUGCCCAAGCCCAGAGACUGGGCUAAGGCGUCAGCACCAGCCGCACCUCCAGGGCCAAAGCCCCAGACUGCCGUGGUCAAGGAGGCCUCACCCAAAGAGCCGGACACAGAGGGGCAAGAAGCGGAGGGUAAGGUGAGUCCUGGCCCGGCCCCAGAAGCAGCCGUUCUGCCUGAGGACCCCCGCCCCAGCUCCAAGGUGGCCAAGCCAGAGAAGCCGCCCUGGGCAGCGCUGCCCAAGAAGGAGGAGAAGGCCAAGGACAGGAAGGGCUUCCGAGAGGACAGGGCUGAGCCCCCGUGGCGGGAAAAGAAGGAGGGCGGCCAUAGGCCGAGGCCGCGCCAAGAAGGGAAGGAGGAGGCCCCACGCAGGCCCUGGGAGCGGGAGCAGGAGCACAGGCGCCCUGGCAGGCAGGAGGACUCCAAGAGGGCCCGGGAUGGACCCCGGAGCAAGAGACAAGAGCAGAGGGGCCGCGGGGGGCGCGAGGGGCGUGAAGACAGGGACAGGUUCUUCCCCAAACAGAAGCACCGGGAAGGAAAGCGGAGGGACUGAGGAGGCCCGAGGAGGCCCGUCCCUGGCUCCCAGAGGGCACAGCCCUGCGGCCCAGCAGCCGUCGGCCCUGGCCAUCCGGCCCGGCCAUUCCACCCCUGCUCCCUGCGACGUGUGGCCACCUGGGUUCAAAUCCUGUGUGAUUUGAGCAAGACACGUCCCUGAACCUCAGCUUCUCCUCCUAGAAAAUGAGGACUGACCACCCCUGAGCGACUGUGACCGCGGAGGGGAUUGCCGUGGGGGGGAUCGCCGCGGAGGGCUGCGGGGGAGUGUGCAGCCUCUCUGGGUGGCCGAGAGCUGCCACCAUGGCUGCGCCCCCAGCCCCUCCCCCAGCCUCCCGAGGCUGGUUCAGUUCCAGGUGCACGGUCUGAGUUUGUUAUAAAGUGAAUGUUUAAAAAUAAAAACACCGUCGU